Diospyros lotus (date-plum) is the source of this 1111-nucleotide messenger RNA. Its product is annotated as ADP-ribosylation factor 2-B. The transcript has 7 exons. Gene Ontology annotation, biological process: vesicle-mediated transport; intracellular protein transport. NCBI's taxonomy places the organism in Eukaryota, Viridiplantae, Streptophyta, Magnoliopsida, Ericales, Ebenaceae. Bases 197 to 742 code for a protein of 181 amino acids. Gene Ontology annotation, cellular component: cytoplasm. The record is from RefSeq and is a predicted model, not a curated record. Gene Ontology annotation, molecular function: GTPase activity; GTP binding.
AGAGAGGAAGACAGUCGCUUCUUCCAUUCCAUCCUUCUCUGUAGAGGUGUGUUCUCUUUUCACCUCCUUUUUCACUUCGAUCAAUUUCUUAUAUCGGGUUGAUAUUCGAUUUGUGCGUAUAUUUGUUCCAGAUCUCUGUAGAUCUCGAGCAGUGUCCAGUGCCAAGUGGAGAGCCCAUACCCGAAGCAAAGCAGGGAUGGGGUUGACCUUUACAAAACUGUUCAGCAGGCUAUUUGCCAAGAAAGAGAUGCGAAUUCUUAUGGUAGGUCUUGAUGCUGCUGGUAAGACCACAAUCUUAUAUAAACUGAAGCUUGGAGAAAUUGUCACGACAAUCCCUACCAUAGGAUUCAAUGUGGAGACAGUGGAGUACAAAAACAUUAGCUUUACUGUUUGGGAUGUUGGUGGUCAAGACAAGAUCCGCCCACUGUGGAGGCACUACUUCCAGAACACCCAGGGGCUUAUAUUUGUGGUGGAUAGCAAUGAUAGGGAUCGAGUUGUUGAGGCAAGGGAUGAGUUGCAUAGGAUGCUGAACGAGGAUGAACUGAGAGAUGCUGUCCUGCUUGUGUUUGCUAACAAACAAGAUCUUCCAAAUGCAAUGAAUGCUGCUGAAAUAACUGACAAGCUUGGUCUUCAUUCACUCCGACAACGCCAUUGGUACAUCCAGAGCACGUGUGCAACCUCUGGAGAAGGGCUUUACGAAGGGCUGGAUUGGCUUUCCAACAACAUUGCUGGCAAGGCUUGAUUGAAGCUGUCAAGGAUUUUGGUUGCAGCUGGAAAUUUUGGUUGGGGCAAUGUUACAGAAUAUAUAUCUUCUAGGGCCAAUUUAUGGCAGUUUGUAGGGAUGAUAAUACCUUUCUCUUGAAUUCUCUGAACGACCUUGCUGUUAUAACAAAGAUGUUUGGCUUCACACACACACUUCCUGCUGCAACUAUAUAUGAUUUACUCCUAUGGCUGCUACUCUUGGCACAUUAUUAUUUGAGCUUGUAAUAAUCUUCUAUGGACCUGCCAUUCGGCAAUGAGUAGCUGCCAUUCUAUUGUCCAUCCUGUAAAAAUUUUACUAUCAUGGGAUUUAUCUCCCCACCCGUACUAAAAGAGUAAUGGUUGUCUUCAA